Molecule: messenger RNA, 2936 nt
Organism: Gorilla gorilla gorilla (western lowland gorilla)
Lineage: Eukaryota; Metazoa; Chordata; Mammalia; Primates; Hominidae
Gene: IFI16
Product: interferon gamma inducible protein 16
Exons: 12
Coding region: 318-2687 (789 amino acids)
Biological process (GO): cellular response to interferon-beta; activation of innate immune response
Cellular component (GO): nucleoplasm; nucleolus; cytosol
Molecular function (GO): double-stranded DNA binding
Source: RefSeq, a predicted model, not a curated record
AAACGAAAGCUAAAAACACUGGUGGGAGGAGUCUCCACAUUGUUUCCUACUCCAUUUUCUCUGGGGCAAUAGCAGAAUAGGAGCAAGCCAGCACUAGUCAGCUAACUAAGUGACUCAACCAAGGCCUUUUUUCCUUGUUAUCUUUGCAGAUACUUCAUUUUCUUAGCGUUUCUGGAGAUUACAACAUCCUGUGGUUCCGUUUCUGGGAACUUUACUGAUUUAUCUCCCCCCUCACACAAAAUAAGCAUUGAUUCCUGCAUUUCUGAAGAUCUCAAGAUCUGGACUACUGUUGAAAAAAUUUCCAGUGAGGCUCACUUAUGUCUGUAAAGAUGGAAAAAAAAUACAAGAACAUUGUUCUACUAAAAGGAUUAGAGGUCAUCAAUGAUUAUCAUUUUAGAAUGGUUAAGUCCUUACUGAGCAACGAUUUAAAACUUAAUUUAAAAAUGAGAGAAGAGUAUGACAAAAUUCAGAUUGCUGACUUGAUGGAAGAAAAGUUCCGAGGUGAUGCUGGUUUGGGCAAACUAAUACAAAUUUUCAAAGAUAUACCAACGCUUGAAGACCUGGCUGAAACUCUUAAAAAAGAAAAGUUAAAAGUAAAAGGACUAGCCCUAUCAAGAAAGAGGAAGAAGGAAGUGGAUGCUACUUCACCUGCACCCUCCACAAGCAGCACUGUCAAAACUGAAGGGGCAGAGGCAACUCCUGGAGCUCAGAAAAGAAAAAAAUCAACCAAAGAAAAGGCUGGACCCAAAGGGAGUAAGGUGUCCGAGGAACAGACUCAGCCUCCCCCUCCUGCAGGAGCCGGCAUGUCCACAGCCAUGGGCCGUUCCCCAUCUCCCAAGACCUCAUUGUCAGCUCCACCCAACACUUCUUCAACUGAGAACCCGAAAACAGUGGCCAAAUGUCAGGUAACUCCCAGAAGAAAUGUUCUCCAAAAAGGCCCAGUGAUAGUGAAGGUACUGAGUACAACAAAGCCAUUUGAAUAUGAGACCCCAGAAAUGGAGAAAAAAAUAAUGUUUCAUGCUACAGUGGCUACACAGACACAGUUCUUCCAUGUGAAGGUUUUAAACACCAGCUUGAAGGAGAAAUUCAAUGGAAAGAAAAUCAUCAUCAUAUCAGAUUAUUUGGAAUAUGAUAGUCUCCUAGAGGUCAACGAAGAAUCUACUGUAUCUGAAGCUGGUCCUAACCAAACGUUUGAGGUUCCAAAUAAAAUCAUCAACAGAGCAAAGGAAACUCUGAAGAUUGAUAUUCUUCACAAACAAGCUUCAGGAAAUAUUGUAUAUGGGGUAUUUAUGCUACAUAAGAAAACAGUAAAUCAGAAGACCACAAUCUACGAAGUUCAGGAUGAUAGAGGAAAAAUGGAUGUAGUGGGGACAGGACAAUGUCACAAUAUCCCCUGUGAAGAAGGAGAUAAGCUCCAACUUUUCUGCUUUCGACUUAGAAAAAAGAACCAGAUGUCAAAACUGAUUUCAGAAAUGCAUAGUUUUAUCCAGAUAAAGAAAAAAACAAACCCGAGAAACAGUGACCCCAAGAGCAUGAAGCUACCCCAGGAACAGAGUCAGCUUCCAAAUCCUUCAGAGGCCAGCACAACCUUCCCUGAGAGCCAUCUUCGGACUCCUCAGAUGCCACCAACAACUCCAUCCAGCAGUUUCUUCACCAAGAAAAGUGAAGACACAAUCUCCAAAAUGAAUGACUUCAUGAGGAUGCAGAUACUGAAGGAAGAGAGUCAUUUUCCAGGACCGUUCAUGACCAGCAUAGGCCCAGCUAAGAGACAUUCCCACACUCCCCAGAUGCCUCCAUCAACACCAAGCAGCAGUUUCUUAACCACGAAAAGUGAAGACACAAUCACCAAAAUGAAUGACUUCAUGAGGAUGCAGAUACUGAAGGAAGAGAGUCAUUUUCCAGGACCGUUCAUGACCAGCAUAGGCCCAGCUGAGAGCCAUCCCCACACUCCUCAGAUGCCUCCAUCAACACCAAGCAGCAGUUUCCUAAGCACGUUGAAACCAAGACUGAAGACUGAACCUGAAGAAGUUUCCAUAGAAGACAGUGCCCAGAGUGACCUCAAAGAAGUGAUGGUGCUGAACGCAACAGAAUCAUUUGUAUAUGAGCCCAAAGAGCAGAAGAAAAUGUUUCAUGCCACAGUGGCAACCGAGAAUGAAGUCUUCCGAGUGAAGGUUUUUAAUAUUGACCUAAAGGAGAAGUUCACCCCAAAGAAGAUCAUUGCCAUAGCAAAUUAUGUUUGCCGCAAUGGGUUCCUGGAGGUAUAUCCUUUCACACUUGUGGCUGAUGUGAAUGCUGACCGAAACAUGGAGAUCCCAAAAGGAUUGAUUAGAAGUGCCAGCGUAACUCCUAAAAUCAAUCAGCUUUGCUCACAAACUAAAGGAAGUUUUGUGAAUGGGGUGUUUGAGGUACAUAAGAAAAAUGUAAGGGGUGAAUUCACUUAUUAUGAAAUACAAGAUAAUACAGGGAAGAUGGAAGUGGUGGUGCAUGGACGACUGACCACAAUCAACUGUGAGGAAGGAGAUAAACUGAAACUCACCUGCUUUGAAUUGGCACCGAAAAGUGGGAAUACCGGGGAGUUGAGAUCUGUAAUUCAUAGUCACAUCAAGGUCAUCAAGACCAGGAAAAACAAGAAAGACAUACUCAAUCCUGAUUCAAGUAUGGAAACGUCACCAGACUUUUUCUUCUAAAAUCUGGAUGUCUUUGAUGAUAAUGUUUAUGGAGAUAAGGUCUAAGUGCCUAAAAAAUGUACAUAUACCUGGUUGAAAUACAACACUAUACAUACACACCACCAUAUAUAUUAGCUGUUAAUCCUAUGGAAUGGGGUAUUGGGAGUGCUUUUUUAAUUUUUCAUAGUUUUUUUUAAUAAAAUGGCAUAUUUUGCAUCUACAACUUCUAUAAUUUGAAAAAAAUAAAUAAACAUUAUCUUUUUUGUGAAA